This is a messenger RNA of Nicotiana attenuata, 787 nucleotides long. Its product is annotated as universal stress protein PHOS32-like. The coding region runs from base 50 to 526 and encodes 158 amino acids. The transcript has 3 exons. The record is from RefSeq and is a predicted model, not a curated record. NCBI's taxonomy places the organism in Eukaryota, Viridiplantae, Streptophyta, Magnoliopsida, Solanales, Solanaceae.
UUCAACCAAAUAGAAAGACUAACAUUUUCGUCUUGUUUUGUGUAUAGCAAUGGCAGAGAAACAACUGAUGAUCUUUGCCCUUGAUGAUAGUGACCAUAGCUUCUAUGCCCUUGAAUGGACUCUCGAUCAUUUCUUUCCUUCUCCCUCAGCUUCCAGCUUUAAACUCAUCAUUGUUCAUGCAAAACCUAAUCCAACUUCUGUUAUAGGAGCUGUUGGACCAGGAACAACAGACAUGUACACAAUGGUAGAAACAGACAUAAAAAAGACAGCCCAGAAAAUUAUUGACAAGGCUAAAGAGUUAAGCAAGAGUAAAGGGGUUGCUAAUGUUGCAUGUGAAAUACUUGAAGGUGAUGCUAGGAAUGUUAUUUGUGAUGCUGUUGAAAGGCAUCACGCCUCUCUCUUGGUCAUGGGCAGCCAUGGCUAUGGAACUUUCAAAAGGGCUGUUUUGGGUAGCGUAAGUGACUACUGCUCUCACCAUGCUCAUUGCUCUGUGAUGAUUGUGAAGAAGCCUAAGCCAAACAAUUAAACCAACUUUUCUCCCUCCAGGAGCUGAUUUUAUUGAUCUAUAAAAGAUUGAGUUUAGUACUACAAGUACUAGCUGGAGGCUUAGAUCUUGGAUUUAAAGUUUAUAAGUUCCUACGACGACUUCAAUUUAAUAUGCAAUAGUAAUUGGUCGACGGUCAUAUAUUUAUAAAUAUUUAAUAAAUUUAUUAUAAUAGAUGUACAAGAUCAGAAUUUUGGAUUCUUUGUACUAUGCGAGUAAAUGACAAUAUAAUCCUUCACUCAA